AAGUAUAAAUUUUAUAAAUAGAGUUUAAUUGUAUAUUAUAACUUUCAAUAUUCUAUUUCAUUCAUUCAUUCAUUCAUUAAAUAUCAUGUCAAAGGAUAGAACAAUAGCUAUACCUGUUCAUCGAGAUACUAGAACAUUUGAACAAUAUAGAAAAGAUUUUUUAAAAGAUGUAGAAAAUUUUCCAAAUUAUAAUAAUAGUAUAUUACCAUAUCAUGAUAAUUGGUUUAAUGAAGUGGAUGAUUGGAUUAAAUCAUCAUGGAAAAGAUGGGAUGAUGAAAUGAAACGUAUUAGAAAUGGAAUGUUUCAAUUAAUGCCUUUGGAUAAUUUUGGUUUAAGUAAUUGGGAUGCAUUCGACACUUCAUUUGAUCCAAAUAAUUUAAUAAGACAAAUGGAACAACGUAUUCAAAACAUUCGUCGGGAAAUGGGUAUAACCGAUGCACCAUUUACUGGGUCAUUAAAUGAUUUCUUAAAAGAUGCAUAUGAAGUCGGUAAAGAUGGAAAGAUGCAUUUCAAGGUUAGAUUUAAUGUCAAAGGUUUUUCACCAGAGGAUAUUAAUGUAAGCACCACAGAUAAUCGCGUGAUUGUCAGCGCUAAAAAAGUGACUGAAACUGAUACUUCAAAGAGUUCACGUCAAUUCUGCCGUAUGAUUGAUUUACCACAAUCAAUCGAACAAACAAAAUUAGAAUGUAAUUUGACAAAUGAUGGAGUCUUAAUAUUAGAAGCUCCAGUAAAACCAAAUAAUCAUAAAUCAGUGACAUUUAAUAAUGAACGUCAAAUUGCUAUUCGACCUACACAUACUGGAAAUGUAACACCAUCUAAAGAUCUAGUUGUGAAAGGUACUAAUGGCUUAACCAUUAUUGAUGAAGGUUUCAAAGGCAAACGACUCCAUAUUGAAAUACCAAUUGACCCAAUGUAUAAAUCUGAAGACUUAUGCGUUCAUGUUGAUUCCAAUCGUGUAGUGGUAUCUGGUCGAUGUUCAAAAAGUGACAGUCGUUGGACAAAAAAUACACCAUGUGCUGAAUUUUCACAUUCUUAUGAUAUCCCACAUAGAGUUGAUCCAUUGUCUGUAACUUCACAAAUGGUGGGUAACACAUUGGUCGUUGAAGCUCCAUUACUGAAAUCCUACUAAUAUUUCACAAAUGACGUAUCGAAUGUGAAAGUCAAUAUGAAAUCUUAACACUUUUUCAAAAAUACAGAAAUGUUUAUAGUUCACAAAGUUACACUUACCAUUAUACACAUUUUUUUAAUUGUUGUAACUGUUUAAAUGAGUUCUUGUUUAUUGGGAAUAUUGAACUAUAAUCGUUUUGUUAUAAUUUUUUAUAGAGGCAAUUGUGAGUAACAACAAACAAAUAGAUUAUUAUUUUGUGAGUUUGAUGCUUUUAUAUGAUUACAAAUUUAAUGGAUCUGUUUUUAACUAAAUCAACAUAACUAUUCAUAUUCGACAUUCAUGUAUUAUUAAAAAAUAAACUUUUUAAUCCAUUUUAGUCAGUAAGAGGAACAUACAAAAGAAAAAUAAUGUAUUACU
This is a messenger RNA of Schistosoma margrebowiei, 1525 nucleotides long. Lineage: Eukaryota; Metazoa; Platyhelminthes; Trematoda; Strigeidida; Schistosomatidae. The record is from the annotation of a GenBank genome assembly.